GCAAAGUUGACUCAUAACAGCCUGUAACAGGACACCGGCCGAGCUCUGCUCUGCAGUCUGGGGAAGAAGAAGACCGUGGCCGCAAAUACUUCGCUAGCUAGCUAAAGCUCUGCAUAUGAACGCGUAGCUAACGAUUAACAACAUUAAAAUUAGCCCGAAAUUGAAGUCGCUGCGUAGUAAGAAAAGUUAAAUUCACCAUGUUUUCAAGGAUUGUUUUACUUCUUCUUCUCGUGACUGGAACAUUAACACAAGACUUAGGUUUUAACCUGGAAGAUGCUUUCGAAGAUUUAG
This is a messenger RNA of Morone saxatilis (striped sea-bass), 291 nucleotides long. Its product is annotated as CD99 antigen-like protein 2. Gene Ontology annotation, biological process: T cell extravasation; positive regulation of neutrophil extravasation; homotypic cell-cell adhesion. The record is from RefSeq and is a predicted model, not a curated record. Lineage: Eukaryota; Metazoa; Chordata; Actinopteri; Moronidae.